Messenger RNA from Chenopodium quinoa (quinoa), 1339 nucleotides. RefSeq names its product peroxidase 12-like. Gene Ontology annotation, biological process: response to oxidative stress; hydrogen peroxide catabolic process. The coding region runs from base 104 to 1147 and encodes 347 amino acids. Gene Ontology annotation, molecular function: peroxidase activity; heme binding. NCBI's taxonomy places the organism in Eukaryota, Viridiplantae, Streptophyta, Magnoliopsida, Caryophyllales, Amaranthaceae. The transcript has 3 exons. The record is from RefSeq and is a predicted model, not a curated record.
CUAUCCACUUUAAUUUUGAUUAUAUAUUGGCCUUAGAAGUUGGCAAUAUAUUCUACCAAGUGAUAAAAAAUAACAACUAUCAUAAACAUUAUUCAAAGAAAUAAUGGCUUCUCACUUAACCUUAUUGGCCAUAGUUGUAUUUUCAUCCUUGGUUGUAGGAAGUUUAAGUAGUAGUGUACCAGUUGCGCCUGGGCUAUCACUCUCGUUUUACUCUUCCAAUUGCCCGAAACUCGAAUCCAUUGUUAGAAAUCAUCUUAAGCAAGUUUUCAAGAAGGAUAUCACUCAAGCUGCUGGUUUGCUUCGCCUUCAUUUUCAUGACUGCUUUGUUCAGGGAUGCGAUGGAUCUGUAUUGUUGGAUGGGUCAGCAAGUGGUCCAAGUGAACAAAACGCACCACCAAAUUUGUCACUAAGGAAAGAAGCAUUUAAUAUUAUAAAUGACCUUCGUGCCCUUGUCCAAAAAGCAUGUGGCCAGGUUGUUUCUUGCGCAGAUCUCACUGCCCUUGCAGCUCGUGAUUCCGUUGUUCUGUCAGGUGGACCAAACUAUAAUAUCCCAUUUGGAAGAAGGGAUAGCCUAAACUUUGCCACAAAAAAUGUAACACUAGCCAAUUUACCUAGUCCUUCUAGCAACACCACAACCAUUCUCAACUCCCUCUCAUCCAAAAGGUUUGAUCCCACUGAUGUCGUCGCCCUCUCCGGGGCACACACCAUUGGUCGCAGCCAUUGCUCCUCUUUCUCCAGUAGACUCUACCCGAAACAAGAUGGGACUAUGGAUCCAUCUUUUGCAAAGAACCUUAAAGUCACUUGUCCAACGUCAAACACCGAUAAUACCACAAAUUUAGACAUUCGUACUCCUAAUGUAUUUGACAAUAAAUACUACAUCGACCUUGUUAAUAGGCAAGGCUUGUUUACUUCCGAUCAAGAUUUGUUCAUGGAUUCAAGAACCAAAGGGAUUGUCAAUAGUUUUGCAAACAAUCAAAGUUUGUUUUACGAAAAGUUCGUAAAUGCGAUGUUAAAAAUGGGACAACUUGGUGUGUUGACGGGUAAACAAGGGGAGAUUCGUGCAAAUUGCUCCGCAAGGAAUACUAAAAGUGUGGACUUGUGGUCUGUGGUUGAAGAGGGUGAACAAGGAAGAUUAUCACAAUUUUAAGAUAUUUUUUUAAUUACUAAGUUCUAAAAUGGAAUUGUGAGAAAUUGCUUGUGCUAGUUAUAAGUUUUGUAUUUAGUCUCGGCUAUAAGGCAUCAUGUCAUGUUUGUAAUGUUUGUUUAAUACUCCGAACUCUAUGAUUAUCAAUAUGGUGUGUUUAGCUUAGCAAUUAACAUUUGGAGUUAUUGUGUUUGA